AUGAAGCUAGCAGUAACAGGUUGCAACGGCUCAGUCGGCUCGCGCGUCGUCCUGGCUGCCCUGGAGCAGGGACACACCGUCGUCGGAAUCGACUCGGCGCAGCUCCCUGACGUCCUCAAGAAUCUCCCUGAGGACCAAGCACCACGGUUCAAAUUCCACGAAGCGGACCUGCGGGACUACGACAUCGCCACGGACUUGCUGCGGGGAUGUGAAGGAAUCGUCCACCUGGCCGCGAUGAGGAACCCUGGAGACUACCAUGUCGCAGCACACAACACGAACGUCGUGCUCUCGUGGAACAUCCUUCGAGCAGCAGCAGAGCUCGGGAUCAACCGCGUCGCGCAGGCGUCCUCUGUGAACGUCAUCCCUCUCGUCUGGACGGACCUCAAGGACUUUGAGUAUUUCCCGCUUGACGAGGACCACCCGACGCGCGUGGACGAGCCGUACGGCCUCUCCAAACUCAUCUGUGAGCUUCAGGCCGACACGAUCGUCCGCCGUUAUCCCUCUAUACGCAUUGCCAGCCUACGCCUGAGCUGGUCGCUCCCGCGACGAGAAUACGCGCUACGCAGCGACCCCGAGCGGCGCAAGAAUGACCUCUGGGGCUACGUCCAGGAGGAUUCGGCCGCAGAGGCGUUCCUGCUUGCCGUGGCAGGGGAGAACGGGAAAUGGAGCGGACAUGAGCGGUUCUUUAUCACGGCGUCGGACACAGCGAGCGAUGUGCCGACGAUGGAACUGUACGAGCGGUACUGGAAGAAUGUGCCGAUCAAGGAGGGGAAGGAUUUGAGUGGGCGGAAGGGGUUCUUCGACUGUUCGAAGGCGGAGAGGUUGUUGGGGUGGGUACAUAAGAACCCUGGGGAGUAG
Dichomitus squalens LYAD-421 SS1 is the source of this 858-nucleotide messenger RNA. Its product is annotated as NAD(P)-binding protein. The transcript is spliced from 4 exons. Lineage: Eukaryota; Fungi; Basidiomycota; Agaricomycetes; Polyporales; Polyporaceae. The record is from RefSeq and is a predicted model, not a curated record. Bases 1 to 858 code for a protein of 285 amino acids.